This is a messenger RNA of Amyelois transitella, 1447 nucleotides long. RefSeq names its product UDP-N-acetylglucosamine--dolichyl-phosphate N-acetylglucosaminephosphotransferase (gene Alg7). The coding region runs from base 184 to 1377 and encodes 397 amino acids. Gene Ontology annotation, cellular component: membrane. Gene Ontology annotation, molecular function: UDP-N-acetylglucosamine-dolichyl-phosphate N-acetylglucosaminephosphotransferase activity. The transcript is spliced from 5 exons. Gene Ontology annotation, biological process: dolichol-linked oligosaccharide biosynthetic process; protein N-linked glycosylation. Lineage: Eukaryota; Metazoa; Arthropoda; Insecta; Lepidoptera; Pyralidae. The record is from RefSeq and is a predicted model, not a curated record.
CAAUAUGUCUCAAUGCAGUGUUGUUUUGAUUUGUAUUGUAUUUAGUUUGUUGCAAAAAUAAUUCGGAAAAUAUUACGAAAAAAAGGAAUUCAUUCGUGUAAUUGGUACUUUUAAUAAUAAUACAAAUCGGGGUAAAGUUAUGUUAAAGUAAUGAAUGUCGCGACCGUGAAUAAAUAGGUUAUCAUGUGGUCAAUUGUUGCUUUGUUAUUUUUAUCGUUCGUGGCAUAUCUUUUUACUGAUGAAUUAAUACCGAAACUGAAGGAAUUAUUCAUAAAAGCUGGUCUGUUUGGCAUCGACUUGUGUAAACCGACAAAAAAUAAGAUACCAGAAGCGAUAGGUGUUGUUUCAGGGUGUAUUUUUUUAGUGACAUGUUUCCUUUUCAUACCUAUUGCUUUUGGCAAUGGGCUUAUGGACAGAGCGCAUUUUCCCCAUAAUGAGUUUGCGGAAUUGCUAGCGGCAUUACUAUCCAUUUGCUGCAUGCUACUCCUCGGUUUUGCUGAUGAUGUGUUGGAUCUGCGUUGGAGAUACAAACUGUUGCUGCCCACUAUCGCGUCACUACCGUUACUUGUUGUUUAUUAUGUGAACUUCAACUCUACGACCUUUAUAGUGCCCUGGCCUUUAAGACCGUGGCUGGGAGUGUCUAUUAACAUUGGUUUUCUAUACUACAUAUACAUGGGAAUGCUGGCCGUGUUCUGUACAAACGCCAUCAACAUUUUGGCGGGAAUAAACGGCUUGGAAGUGGGCCAGUCAGUGGUCAUAGCGCUAUCUAUUGUGAUAUUUGACUUGAUAGAAUUAACAGGGGAUCAGUACAAAGCGCAUAUGUUCUCUCUGCAUAUCAUGAUACCGUAUGUGGCCACCACUUUGGCGUUAUUCAAACAUAAUUGGUAUCCGUCCAGCGUGUUUGUCGGAGACACCUUCUGCUACGUCUCAGGGAUGACGUUCGCCGUCGUAGGAAUACUGAGUCACUUCAGCAAAACCGUGCUUUUAUUCUUCAUACCGCAAAUAAUCAACUUCCUCUACUCAGUGCCGCAGCUGUUCCACAUAAUACCGUGCCCAAGACACCGUUUGCCGAAAUACAGCGCCGAAACGGAUCUGCUAAAUCCCAGCAGAACUAUUAUAGUGAAAAAAGAUAUGAAAUUUUUAACUAAACUCAUAGUGAACAUAGCGUCAAUUUUACACUUGGUAGACGCUAAAGAAGAUGGUGAUAGUAUAGUGUUAAAUAAUAUGACGUUAAUUAAUUUAUUCCUAGUGAAACUCGGACCUAUGACGGAGGUAAGGUUGACAAAGAGCUUGUUGCUGUUCCAAAUAUUGUGCAGCGGUCUAGCAUUUACCAUUAGGUACCCAAUGGCAUCUUAUUUUUAUGAUACAGCCAAAUAAUUUGUUAUUUUAGUUCGUAAGGAUUCAAAGCUUAUUAUUUAAAAAAAUAAAACAUUUAUUAUUUUGAUUA